ACUAUUCUGGCAGAUAGGGCACAUGUACCUCCUCUUUUUCUUUGAAAUACUUUUAGCGCUAUUUUCUAAGGAUCUGCUAAUACACUGAUGUCCCAAAUCAGAUGUGCUUUCAAUUUUUAAAGUUGGUAAAUCACAAUGCGAAGUCAAUAGUUCACUCAAUUCAAUCUCAGUUUUUUGUUGUAUAUAUUCAACUUCUUCCUUGAUAUCACUGAUGAUAUAUGUCUCUUUAUGACCAAUAUUCACAAGUUCUUGUUUAAUAAUUUUAGGAAAUAUUUGAAUGUUUUUGGAAACCCUAUCUUCAGAAUAACAAUACUUUUCCUCUGUUUGAUCAAAAACAGCUGGUUCGAUUUUAUUAAUAAAUCCCUCAAGAAUAUCGAAGGGCUCUUGUUUAACAUCCAUUGGGCUAACAAUUUAAUAAAUAUAAAAUAUAAAUACAAAACAAAAACAAACCACAAAACUGUAAAUACAGUAAAAAAAACUUUCAGAAUUCCAGACUUUCCAGGUACAGGUACUUUAAGCUGUUCUGCACAGCUAUUCUGUGAUUUUCUCGCAGCAAAUCCUAUUAUUCUCAGAGAAAAAUUAAAAAGGAUGUCUUAUCCACAAUCUUUAUCUUAUUUAAGGCAUUUCUUUAUAAGCUUACCAGAACAUACUUAUGUAACCAAAGCAAUUCUUUGUACGGUUUGGUUACUUCCAUGACGUCAUAUGUUACCAAAGACGUAACUACUACUAACCAUGAUGUUUUUAGUGGUAAGGUGUGUGGUAAGGCCAGUAAGGUCCACAUUUGAACAUAUCGGGCAUGCGCAAAGAAUUGUAAAGAGAUAAAAAUAAGAUAAAUUUUUCUGUGGUUACUGGUUAUGAUGUAAUCUGUGGGGUUAUGUUAUUGUCUCUGGUUAUAUGGUAUGGUUCAUUUUGUAUAUUUGAGUUGGGCAUUUUUGUAUUUAUCAAAUAAAACACUGUUUAAUAUGAAAGAAAUUACAUUUAACAUACAGGGCACUGAAAUAACGCUUCAAGAGACCGAUGUUGUUGCUGAUGCACUUGCAAAUGAUGAUGAAUUCACGAUGUUUUAUUUUGAAAGAGCAGUAAGAGAGGGUAGGUUAGCAUCUUUUGGUGUUUUUCCUCAAUCAUUAGAAAAUUUAUCUGUGGUAAGAAUUGCCCAAACACUGGAAUCGGAGAAUGGUACUACAGAAGUUUCUGUAGAGGAGUUGUCAGAACCCAGUAGUGCAACCAAUUGUGAAAUUUGGAGCAAUAAAGGUAAACCAUCGGAAGAAGAUAUAUUGGCAACCACAAAGCUUUUGGAAAUACGUGGCUCUAAUAAGUAUAAACAAUUAUUUAAUGAUAAAAAAAAUCCGAAGAACAAGCUUUGGAAAAAUGUGGCAAUGGUAAUGACCGAAAAUGGUUUUGCGGUAACAGCUGUGAAGUGUCAACAAAAAUAUUUGAACUUAGUAAAAAGUUAUACUAACCAUGUAAGGCAUUUACACCAAACUGGUGAAGGUAAAAAAGUACCUCCUCCAUUUUAUGAAGAAAUGCAUAGCAUUAUAGGGUCAAAAGAUAAAAUAACUUUGGCAAAUAGGGUAGAUACCCUUGAAAUGCCAAAAGACCUUGAACCUGAUGUAAAUCAACCUUCCACAAGUAAAGAUUCAUCUAAAACAUACAGCAAUACCCAAUAUAACCUACAAGAUGAUAAACAAUCUGAAAAUGACAAGACAUAUCAAAAAGUGUCCAAAAGAAAGACAUGUGUUACAAAAGCUGAUGUACUAAGUACUAUAGUUAAUUGCAACAAUCAAGUUAUUGAAAACCAAAAUAAGAGUUUUGAUAAAAUGUUUACUUUUUUAAAUGAACAAAAUAAAUUGAUAGCCCAUCAAAAUACACAACGAGACCAACUUAUAAACAUUCUACAGCAAUCUUUACAGCAGACAUCAAAAACAAGUAAGAAAAGAAGGCGCAGUAGUUCAUCUUCAUCAUAAUAUACACAGAAUUAUUUUUUGUUCGUUUUAGAAUACUUUUAUUUUUUAUUCAUUUAAGAAUUUUUUUAUUUUUGUAGGUAUACCAUUAAUUAAUUAUUAACUGUUUUAUUAUUUUAAGAAUAGUAUUUUAUUG
Psylliodes chrysocephalus is the source of this 2097-nucleotide messenger RNA. The record is from the annotation of a GenBank genome assembly. NCBI's taxonomy places the organism in Eukaryota, Metazoa, Arthropoda, Insecta, Coleoptera, Chrysomelidae.